CAUCUGUCUAACACACAGAAGGUCUCCUGUUCGAACCAGGGUCAGGUCAUUGCUUUUUAUCAUUGUUUUUAUUUGUGAUUUGUUUCCGUUUUCUGAUUUUCGCCCGAGGUGGACUCUUUUAACAUCCAUCAUCUUGCGUGAUGGGCAUCACUCUCUUUGCUUUUCGGCCUCGUACCUGGUCUUCGAAAGUCCUUGCACUGGGGGCACUUAUAAGUCUUUUAUUGGUCUUAUACGCUUAUUCCUCCUCCGAGUCCACUUUCCGCCUCUCAGAUUGGUCUUCAGUGUUCGCAGGACGCCAACGGAGCUCUUGUUCACCAGAAGAUUGGUCGCAUGGUCAUUGGGUAUACAGUCCAAGGACAAACUUGACCUCCAUCACCAAUUCGGAUGACGCUCUUGCUAUGGCUGGCUUGCAAGGGUGUGCUGCGGACAGAGAAUAUGCAUGGCAUCUAGGAACCGACCAUCCAGAGGAGUGGGACAGUCGGUGUAACAUAACCCCUCUCAAUGGCACCUCGAUCGUCAAGGAUAUGGUCCAAAAGGGGGGUUGGCUCGUCCUCGGUGAUUCGAUAACCGAAAAUCAUUUCUUCUCUUUGUCGUGUCUUCUCUAUCCCCAUGUUCGCGCAACACCCAACUACACAGAGAACCCAUACUUUGACCGCGCAUGGAUGCAAAACCUUUACCUCUCACCAACGUCGCCCCUACUGGAUGAAAUAGAUCUUCCAAGUGGUUUCUCUAUCGAGUCAACCCCUCUUGUUACAUUCCACCGCGUUGACCUCCUCUUCAACAAGGAAGACCUCGACGCCAUAUAUCGCCGCACUCUCGUGCCAGACGACGCAUUUGGUCCUGAAACAGAACUUGAACUCGCAAACAAGACGUUGUUUAGCAAAGAACAAACAUGGUCCAUGUCUCCUUCGGAAUAUAUGCCCAAAUUCCUAGGCGACCUGCCCGAGUUUCACUAUGGCACCUUGGUCGUGAGCACCGCAGGGCACUGGACGACAACUCUUAUGAGUGCCUUUCGCGACGAAGAGGCGGGUGAAGAGGCAGGAUAUGGUAUCGCUAAUGUCAAGUCGUUCUUCAAUAUCGCCAUGCGUGAGUGGGCACAGCAAGUCCAGACUGCUAUAAACGAGUAUAGGGCCCAAGGCGGGCGGCGCCCUAAGCAAGUGGUCGUACGAGCGUACUUGCCUGGCCACGAAGAUUGUCAUAACCAUCACGAGCCGUGGACAGAGAUUAAGCCGUACCGGUGGCGAUGGUACAAUUGGCCGUGGAUUUCGGACUUCAACGAGAUUUUCAAGGCUCUUCUUGCAUCACCCGAUUAUCCCGACAUUUUCUUCCUUCAGAUUGACAGGCCCGCCCGACUACGCCCUGACGCCCAUGCGUCAGGUGAUUGCCUCCAUCUCCUCACCGGUCCCGGCGUCAUAGAAGGAUGGUCACACUACAUCUGGCACUUUGUUACACGCGAGAUUCCCGGCCGGAUACGGUAGAAGAUAUCGUUUAUUCCCUCCUUAACCUGGAUACAUCAACCAGGAAUUCGUAGAAUAACUUAUCGAUCGGCUCCUACCCUUCGACCUUGGAAAGCAGAGUUUAGCACAUUCUGGCCCUGCUUUGUCCUGUCAUACACACUACUGUUCACCCCCUCUCUUCCGCCUAUCACGGCAUCGGACAGAUUAGCACAAGUACGCUUUACAAAUACCUGAUGCAUAUUGUUUUACACUGAGCGCUGUAGCAUGCUACUCCAGAGGCGGUGCACUCAUGUGGAGGGAGGCUGAGACAUUCUUUAGAGUUCAGUACAUGUGCUCAUCCGCAGCAAUUGGAUUACCAAUUGAGUGAAGCACUACGUCACUGCAUAUAUAGAUUAUCAGGAUGUGGAACCCCAAGUAUUCUUGUUG
Molecule: messenger RNA, 1883 nt
Organism: Pisolithus orientalis
Lineage: Eukaryota; Fungi; Basidiomycota; Agaricomycetes; Boletales; Pisolithaceae
Exons: 5
Coding region: 141-1478 (445 amino acids)
Cellular component (GO): Golgi apparatus
Molecular function (GO): O-acetyltransferase activity
Source: RefSeq, a predicted model, not a curated record